Aethina tumida (small hive beetle) is the source of this 646-nucleotide messenger RNA. Its product is annotated as ARL14 effector protein-like. The record is from RefSeq and is a predicted model, not a curated record. Gene Ontology annotation, cellular component: intracellular membrane-bounded organelle. NCBI's taxonomy places the organism in Eukaryota, Metazoa, Arthropoda, Insecta, Coleoptera, Nitidulidae. Bases 151 to 588 code for a protein of 145 amino acids. The transcript is spliced from 2 exons.
AUUUAUUUGAAAAUUGCCUUUAAAUUUAAUACAACAAUAUUGUUGUUAAAUGUUGAGGUUAUGUAAAACUAUCUGCCAAAUAGCUUUGACAUAGAACACGACAAGAGUGAUUUACAACUGAUAAUUUGUCGUUAUUUCAAAUCAUUUAAAAUGAGUGCUUCAUCCGCAGAUUUGAAUGUCGAGAAACCUGAUGCCCCGCCGAAUCCAGAAAUAGCUACAGAAUCAACAGCCGCUGACGCCGGCCCUUCCACCUCGACAGCAACUGUUCCAACCCCCACUCACAAAUAUAAUACAAGAUCAAAGAAUAAGAAAAUUGAGGGGGUUAAGAAACCGCCCACCAUGCCGGUGACUAAUGGACGCAAAACUAAGCAGCCUUUAUUUGAUAAGCGUGGGGUUCAUAUCAAAUCUGGAACGGAUUUGUGCGAUUGCCUGAUUCCAGAUUGUGUGGGCUGCUUCUUCGAUUGUCCUAAAUGCGGAUCUCCAAAGUGUGGUACCACUUGCAGGGUUAACCGUAAAUUUAUCGUUACAAGUGUUGAGGUUGAGGGUAACAACUACAAGUACGAAAUCGAAAAUACACUCCAAAAAUAAAUGGUGAUUUAGAAUUUUGUAUUUUAUUAGUUUGUAAUAAAUAAUGUUUCAAAAGUAA